GUUACAUGAACUGGAUGGGACCGCAGUAGUAGGGUUGGUUUCGGGAGGCAUUCAUCAUGUCGAAAGCAUUCAGUAGGUUAAAGCAACGCGUGGUAGAAGCCACGGGCAAGGCGGAGGCCACAGUGGCGCUGAGUGGCGAGAUGCAAGACGCUGAGUUGAGGGUAGCACAAUAUAAAACUUCGUAUGAAAGUGUCCUACGGAGCGCUGAAGCUACGUGCUUGACUAAGAGGCACGCAGAUGUGGAGAAACGAGUCACGCGAUUGCCUAAAAAACGCUUAGCAGAGAAUUUACGAGUUGCUGCUGAAACACUUAAUGUCAACGAAGGUGUUGGACUGGCGAUGUUGCACGUGGCAACCGUGGAAGAAGACCUGUGUAAAGUUAUAGCCGAGUAUGAGAAGGGCCUAGACGACGGAUUCUUGGCCCAGUGCCAAGGUGUGAUUGACAACGCAAAGAGAAUCACUGCGAGUAGGGUGCAACUAGAAAAUCGCCGACUAGAUCGCGAUAUUGCACGCAAAGACAUGGUUAAAGCACCAGUGGAGAAAUCACACGAGUUUGUGAGUAGAUAUAACGACGCACAGGCCCUUUUUGAGGAAGCGAAGGACAAGACUGAAUCGGGAAUGGUGGAUUUGAUGGCUACAGAACCGGACAUGGUUGUCAGUCUCCUCAACUACUGCGAGGCUCAGCAAAAAAUGUUUAAGGCUGCAUUGGAGUAUAUGAACGAGACAGUCGAUAUACUCAAGCGGGAGGCCUAUAGCAGUAAGCUAUUUUCUCGGACGAUAGUCGACUAUGCAAAGGAUACAGGCUACAACAUUCCACCGAUUGUGGAACACUGUAUCUGGGCGUUAGAUGACCGGGUUUCCGAGGAGGGAAUAUUCCGGAUGUCGGGCAAUACAAAUACGAUACGAUGCUUCCGUUCAAGUUUCAACACUGAAGAUCCGAACUUGAAUCUGAAAGACCAACAAUGGGAUGGUGAACAUCAUGCUAUUGCAGGCGUGUUGAAGUUGUACUUUCGCGAGCUUCCUGAUCCCUUACUUGACGAUACUCUGUACGAUGAAUGGGUAGCAGCCGCUAAAGUAUCAGAUCACGAUGACAAGUUGUAUGCUAUAAAAGCACUUCUGAAACGCCUGCCCUCCCCGAACCACGAUACACUGUUGUGCCUUCUGCGCUUCCUAGCCAAGGUUGUCACCUUCAGUGACAAGAACAAAAUGAAAGCUAGCAAUCUCGGUAUUGUCUUCGGACCUACGUUACUACGGCAAAAGGAGGAAUUGAUGUCGAUGGGCACUGCACUGGCAGACACUGGAGCUCUCGCAAGUGUAGUAGAAUAUCUCAUCACCUAUUACUCGUGGUUCUUCGACGAUGAUUCGGAUGUGCAGACCGUCAUGUACUUUAUGUUCGACCCCGAAAAUCCCGGUGGCUCGUAUCCAGCAUCCAAAGCAACAAACUCAGCAAACAGCUUAUCUUCGAAAUCAACGAUGAAGGAGAGUACAAGGAAGAAAGACAAAAGCAAAUCGCAUCGCAAGUCGCUGUCACACUCAGUCACUUCUGUUCCUAGUGCUGCAUUAUCGUCAAAUGAACACAGUCGCACUUCGUCUACUAAGGGUGCGCCACCCGCACCUCCGACCGGUGCAUGUAAAUCAUUUGGGCCACUUUCCACGGAUACUGCGCCACCACUCCAAGCAAGUCUGUCGGCAUCUCACGUUCGCUCUCACAGUAUGAAGGUCAAGAGCGAUCCGAUUGUUUCUCGCGGUCAGACAGCACAGACGCAAGCUGAAGUAGUCAUGCCAACAGCUGCCCCACCUGCAACGAAAGCUAGGCCAAAAUCAACUAUAAGUGCAUCAUCGAGUGUCAAUUUGGAAGUGAUUGUCCCAAAGAAAAUUACACCAGUAAAGCCAGCAAAGCCAACGAUUCCGACAAAACCUGGCAAACCACUUCAUCAUACCGGAACUUCACCUCUGGACGCUGAAACACCUCAAGCAGCGAUGGCGCGAGCUAUGAUGGGUACCAAGCAUAAAUCAAUACCACUCUCUCAGGAUGAGUCACAUAGUGGCAGAGGUACUAAAAACCCGCCACGAGGUCCACCGCCACCACUGCCGGGGGCUAAUUAA
Molecule: messenger RNA, 2105 nt
Organism: Sphaeroforma arctica JP610
Lineage: Eukaryota; Ichthyosporea; Ichthyophonida
Exons: 15
Coding region: 57-2105 (682 amino acids)
Biological process (GO): regulation of Rac protein signal transduction; regulation of actin cytoskeleton organization; positive regulation of GTPase activity
Cellular component (GO): intracellular anatomical structure; cytoplasm
Molecular function (GO): GTPase activator activity; protein binding
Source: RefSeq, a predicted model, not a curated record